AUAAACUUAUUUACUUCUUCCACCCUACUCACACUACUUAUACUAAUCGCCCCCGUUAUAGCAUCAAGUACAGAUUUCUACAAAAACAAUAACUACCAACGUUAUGUAAAAAAUAUAACUCUCUCUGCUUUCAUCACCAGCCUGAUCCCAAUAAUAAUAUUCAUCCACACAAACCAAGAAAUACUCAUCUCAAACUGACACUGAAUCACCAUCCACACCUUUAAACUAACACUUAGCUUUAAAAUAGACUACUUUUCACUUAUAUUUAUGCCCGUAGCAUUAUUCAUUACAUGAUCUAUUAUAGAAUUUUCAAUAUGAUACAUACACUCCGACCCUUACAUUAAUCAAUUCUUCAAAUAUCUACUCAUCUUCCUCAUCACUAUACUUAUCCUCGUCACAGCUAAUAAUCUCUUCCAAUUAUUUAUUGGAUGAGAAGGAGUAGGAAUCAUAUCCUUCCUAUUAAUUGGCUGAUGGUUCGGACGAACAGACGCCAAUACAGCCGCUCUCCAAGCAAUCCUAUAUAAUCGUAUCGGAGAUAUUGGUUUCCUUCUAUCUAUAGCCUGAUUUCUACAUAAUACAAACGCAUGAGAUUUACAACAAAUCUUCACACUUAACCAAAACCCCCCAACCCUUCCUCUCAUAGGACUUACACUAGCUGCAGCUGGAAAAUCAGCCCAAUUUGGCCUACACCCGUGACUACCUUCAGCAAUAGAAGGCCCCACUCCAGUCUCAGCCCUACUUCACUCAAGCACAAUAGUUGUAGCAGGAAUUUUCUUACUUAUCCGCUUUUACCCCUUAACAGAAAAUAGCAACUUUAUUCAGACAAUAAUACUUUCUCUAGGCGCCCUCACCACCCUAUUCACAGCUAUCUGUGCCUUAACCCAAAAUGACAUUAAAAAAAUCAUUGCUUUUUCUACCUCCAGCCAACUCGGCCUGAUAAUAGUAACACUAGGCCUCAAUCAACCACACCUAGCAUUCCUGCACAUCUGUACACAUGCUUUCUUCAAAGCCAUACUAUUUCUAUGCUCCGGCUCUAUCAUCCAUAAUUUAAAUAAUGAACAAGACAUUCGAAAAAUAGGAGGACUAUACAAAAUCCUUCCCUUCACCACAACUGCCCUAAUCAUCGGCUGCUUCGCACUAACAGGAAUACCAUUUCUCACAGGAUCUUAUUCUAAAGACCUUAUCAUUGAAGCCGCCACUUCGUCUUAUACCAACGCCUGAGCCCUAUUACUAACAUUAAUCGCCACCUCCAUAACAGCCAUUUACAGCACUCGCAUCAUUUUCUUUACUCUACUAGGACAACCUCGCUUCCCUCCUCUCACAAAUAUUAAUGAAACUAACCCCAUACUAAUUAACCCCAUCAAACGCCUAUUAAUCGGAAGUAUCUUCGCUGGAUUCAUUCUCUCCAACAGCAUACCCCCAAUAAACAUUCCUCUAAUGACCAUACCCUUGUAUCUAAAACUAACAGCCCUCAUAGUAACAAUUCUAGGCUUUAUUAUCGCAUUUGAAAUUAACACAUAUUCAAAAAACCUAAAAUAUUCCUACUCAUCAGACUCUACUAAAUUCUCUACCCUAUUAGGCUACUUCCCUACAAUCAUACAUCGCCUACCCCCUCAUCUAGUUCUAACAAUAAGCCAGAAACUCGCAACCUCCCUACUAGACCUAACCUGAACAGAAACAGUUCUACCAAAAACAACAGCUCUUAUUCAACUAAAAGCCUCCACACUAACUUCAAACCAAAAAGGACUUAUCAAACUCUACUUCCUAUCUUUCCUCAUCACCAUAACCCUCAGCAUACUACUAUUUAAUUACCCCGAGUAA
Lagenorhynchus albirostris (white-beaked dolphin) is the source of this 1821-nucleotide messenger RNA. NCBI's taxonomy places the organism in Eukaryota, Metazoa, Chordata, Mammalia, Artiodactyla, Delphinidae. The record is from the annotation of a RefSeq genome assembly.